UUAACGCUGAUCAAGAUGAUAACCUCCCAAAAGCACCUUGACUUCCUGGCAGGGCCCAUGAGGGAAAAGCCAGUGGGGAGCCUGGCAGGGAUUGGCGAAGCCCUGGGCAAGAAGCUGGAGGAAAGGGGCUUUGACAAGGCUUAUGUGGUCCUUGGCCAGUUUCUGGUGCUAAAGAAAGAUGAAGACCUCUUCCGAGAAUGGCUGAAAGACGCAUGUGGUGCCAAUGCCAAGCAGUCCCGGGACUGCUUUGGGUGCCUUCGAGAAUGGUGUGAUGCCUUCUUGUAGUGUACUCUGGGACUCCUCAGCCCUCAGCCACAGAAUUGAGUCUCCAGAGUCUGAAGCCUGGCGGGGCUCCUCCCUGUCCUCCAUGAAGGAAAAGAUUACUGUUGUCACGCUCACCUCCUAUGUACUCCAGAAGU
Molecule: messenger RNA, 419 nt
Organism: Mesocricetus auratus (golden hamster)
Lineage: Eukaryota; Metazoa; Chordata; Mammalia; Rodentia; Cricetidae
Product: barrier-to-autointegration factor-like
Exons: 1
Coding region: 16-285 (89 amino acids)
Molecular function (GO): DNA binding
Source: RefSeq, a predicted model, not a curated record